AUGGUGCAUAUCGAGGAGAGUCUCCAGAUCCCUCGCGAUUUUGAGGGAUUCGGCGAGGAGGGGUUUGAUCCAAAGUGGCCCAAAGGUGCUCGCAUUGCUGUGUCUUUUGUCCUCAAUUAUGAAGAGGGAGGAGAGCGAAGCAUCUUGGAUGGUGAUCCAUUCUCGGAGCCAUACCUGUGGGAGAAGGGUGCGUCAGGCGGUUACAAGGAAGGUGCACGAUACCUCAACGCCGAGCAAGACUUCGAGUAUGGCAGUCGCUCUGCAUCCUGGCGUCUUAUCCGACUAUUCAAGGAGUUCGGAUGGAGCUUCACCACGUAUGCCGUCGCUUAUGCCCUGAAACGAAACCCGACCUUCGCAAAGGCUCUGGUCCGUGACGGCCACGAGAUUGCCUGCCAUGGUCUAAGAUGGCUCGACAUCUGGAACUACUCGCUUGAAGAAGACAAGGAAUACAUCAAACAGAACAUUUUGAUGUUGAAAGAGGUCUCGGGCGAGAUGCCGGUCGGUGCUUACUUCGGCCGCGGAACCCCUAAUACCCCUUCCUUGUUCCCAGAGGUUUGGAAGAGCCUGGGUGGAGAGUUUCUCUGGUCCUCGGAGUGCUACAACGACGAUGUGCCUUACUGGCUAGACUUGCCUUGGGAGAAGGACUUGCCAGAAGCUGACAGGGAGGGCAUGCUUCUGAUCCCUUACAACUAUGACUGCAAUGAUGGCAAGUUUCACAUGUCACCUGGGUUUGGCAGCUCAGUCGCUGAGACAUAUGAGCAAUAUCUCAAAAACACCUUCGAUUGUUUGUACAGAGAGGGCGGGAAGUUAAUGAACAUUCCGUUGCAUACGCGCAUCAUCGGCAAGCCAGGGAGAUCUGAGGCACUGAGAAAGUUCAUGAAGUACAUCUCAGAGAAAGAGGGGGUUUGGGUCACGACUCGAAGGGAUAUUGCUAAGCAUAUGAGGGCUGAAUUCCCGUACAAACCCAAUGGCGAGUGGAUGAAGGGUGUGUCAGGCGCUCAAUGCGACAAGGCAGAUGUCACAGAUGAAGCUUCAUCAACUGCAUACACCCGGGCAUUAGAAGAAAGGGUGGCCUACCUGGAGAACAAGCUGGCUCAAAUUCCUACGCCAGAAACCAACUCGACCCCCAGAGAAACCGCCAGUAUUCACUCCAGUCACUCAAACAGGGACAAAAAUGCUCUGAGCGACGUGGUUGCACACGUGUCGCUAGGGAAUUUUGAGGCUCCUGCCUAUGUUGGACCUUCGGCCGGGUUAUCGCUGGCCCUCAAUCUCGGCGAGAUGGUCCAAGCUACAGUCUGGAACAAGAUGUUGCCAGACAUCCAUGACGGUGCAAGUGCCAAUCGGUCAACGGGCUGCCUCAAUCCGGGCCCUAGAUGUCUUACAGUAGAGGAUCUCUUGGCUCACGGUGUCAAAGAGCCCCCGAGUGAUGAGCAGGGUUCAAAGAUGCUGAGGGCAUACAUGUCCCAACUGCACUCCAAGUAUCCUUUUCUCGAGCCUGAGGAAUUAUGGAAGCUGCAUGGCGAAAGAGUCGCGUUGGCAGGAACUCCACCGCAAAGUUUAAGCAAAGCUGAAAGAUUUGGUGUGUUUAAGCUGUACCUAGUGUAUGCUAUGGGUGCAACAUUGGUACAGCUGACACAGCGUGGCCCGGGAUUUUCCCCGGAGGCUCUCUACAUCACUGCACUGCAGCACAUAUCCGCGGCAAGGGAAUCGCGGACGGUGCAGAACAUUGAGGCGAUGACGUUGUUAGUCAUGUUCCAUCUUCGAUCAACCUCUAGUCAUGGACUGUGGUACAUGAUUGGCCUGGCGAUGAGGACAUCCAUUGAUCUUGGGCUUCACCGCGCAGCUCACGAAAACAAUCUCUCUGAAUCUGUGGUUCAGCGCAGGCGAAGAUUAUUCUGGUCUGUCUACUUACUAGAGCGGACAAUCGCCAUCUCACUCGGUCGACCCUUGAGUAUAGCGGACAACCAGAUUGAUGUAGAGUUUCCUGAUACUUGUAUCAACAGCAGCUCAUCUGCAUCCGGGACUGUUGGAAACGACAUAACGCUCGCAGUUGUGCUGUUCAAGCUCCGCCGAAUCGAGUCGAAGAUUCAUCACUCCAUUUACCGUACAGACAAAGCCUUAGAUACCCUCCGACCAAAGCUCGAUCGUCUCUACCAACGGCUUCAAACUUGGCGGGUUUCGCUCAAUGAGUGGAUGGCACCGAAUCAUCCCGAACUCAACUACGCUCUGUUGCUGUACAAUCGCGCUCUCAGGCUUCUGAUCCAGCCUUUCUUACCUCUUCUUCCCCCUUCUGACCAGUUCUACGGACUGUGUAUGAGAGCUGCGGGGGAUAUCUGCCAGGCUCACAAGAGGCUCCAUCAAACUCUUGACUACGGUCACAGCUUCAUUGCCGUUCAGACCGUGUUCGUCGCCGGGGUCACUCUUCUUUAUGGACUCUGGACACAGGGAAAUGAGCUUUGGUCAGUAGCACUUGCGAAUGACAUCCGUGCUUGCUCUUUAGUGUUAUUCGUCAUGGGCGAGAGAGCACCUUGGGUUCGCAAAUACAGAGACGCUUUUGAGGUUCUUGUGAACGCAGCCAUGGAGAAACUUCAGGAUGGUGAAUCGGGCUUGGCGGAAAUGGCCUCAGCUCAGAUGCGUGCAGGAAGACAACAGGACACGACGCUAGACGGGCAGAGCGAGGAAGCUGCCGGCGAGAGGGAAGUGGGACAAAUGACCGAUGACGGCUUAGACCAGUUUCUGGGUAGCGUUGGAGAUUCUGGAAUUGCUGGUGGGGGUUUCGAAGGUGCUUGGCCCAUGGUCGCUGAGUUGGCGAACUGGAUCGAUCAGGACAGCGGAAGCCCUGUCUGGAUGCCCAAUUUUGAAUUGUUGCAGAGCCUUUCCGGCAAUGACUAG
Messenger RNA from Colletotrichum aenigma, 2892 nucleotides. RefSeq names its product Chitin deacetylase 1 (gene cda1-0). Gene Ontology annotation, biological process: DNA-templated transcription; carbohydrate metabolic process. Gene Ontology annotation, molecular function: zinc ion binding; DNA binding; hydrolase activity, acting on carbon-nitrogen (but not peptide) bonds. The transcript is spliced from 6 exons. Lineage: Eukaryota; Fungi; Ascomycota; Sordariomycetes; Glomerellales; Glomerellaceae. Bases 1 to 2892 code for a protein of 963 amino acids. The record is from RefSeq and is a predicted model, not a curated record.